Molecule: messenger RNA, 1032 nt
Organism: Striga hermonthica
Lineage: Eukaryota; Viridiplantae; Streptophyta; Magnoliopsida; Lamiales; Orobanchaceae
Source: the annotation of a GenBank genome assembly
AUGGCCACCACUGUGCUAAAAACAACACCCGCCUUUUGCGCGCCGGCGGCGUACGCCGGCGCAUCCUCCGUCAAAUCUGUAGCUUCUACUCGCGUUUCAUUUUCAUCCAAUAGGUUUCCUGUGAUUAGGUGUCGGAUUUACAGCACAGGCUACAAGAGGAGUACUAGUAGUGUCAAGUUGCCUAGCCGCUCGGCUGCGAAAUUCUUGACCUUCGCCGCCGAUGGGGAAACUGCGGAGGCCCAAACGGAGAUCCGAGAGAAAGACCCGGUUCAAGAAUCCGAAGAUGAGGAGACGGCAGAUGGCACAAUUGACGAUGAUUCUUCUAUUGAGAGUGAAGAUUCAGUUCCCGAUGAAAGUAGCUCUCUGGUUAUAGCUUCUUUAAAUCUAUACAAAGAGGCUCUAGCAAAUAAUGACGACUCAAAAAUCACCGAAGUAGAAUCGCUUCUCAAAACCAUUGAAGAUGAAAAAAUCCAUCUUGAGAGCAAGGUGGCCCAAUUAACCGAAGAACUUUCGUAUGAGAGUUCCAGAGUCCUUAGGAUCAGUGCCGACUUCGAUAAUUUCCGCAAGAGGACAGAGGGGCAACGUCGUUCACUUAUCUCUAAUGCGCAAGGAGAAGUUGUGGAGAGUCUUUUGCCCGUUUUGGAUAAUUUCGAGAGAGCCAAAGCUCAGAUAAAAGUGGAAACUGAAGGGGAGGAAAAAGUCAACAACAGUUACCAGAGUAUAUACAAGCAGUUUGUGGAGAUUCUGGGUUCCCUCGGCGUGGUCCCUGUUGAGUCAGUGGGAAGACAAUUUGAUCCCAUGCUGCACGAAGCUAUAAUGCGGGAAGAUUCGACUGAGUACGAAGAUGGUGUUGUUAUAGAAGAAUACAGGAAAGGGUUUCAACUUGGUGAAAGAUUGUUGCGCCCAUCAAUGGUGAAGGUUUCAGCUGGGCCCGGGCCCACAAAGCCCGAGAAUGGUGGCGAAGAGGAACCUCAAGAGGAAGCCAAUGAGAACAACGAUCAAGAGGGCAGCCCAGAAACCGAAGCUGCCUGA